CCCAGCAAAGCUUCUAUUCUUUUAGAGAUUGAAAAGCUUAUGAAGAAACUUGUCUCAUUUCUCCUUAAUUCUACUUUUUUGUUCCUUUAUAAACCCUAGCCGUGGAAGCUCUGACUGAAAACGCUAGGAACAAGCUCCAAUUUCCACACCUUUCACAAUCCCACCACUACCCAACCCACAUGGACGCCGUCAAUAUUUCCUCAUCAGUCAGACUCUUCUCUGAGAUCCUAACUCACACCGACCCUAAGGAUAUCGAGUCUGCACUCUCCUCAACUGGAAUUCCUCCUGCCCCUGAUCUUGUUCAUCAAGUCCUCAAGCUCAAUUACAGCAAUCCCUCUUCUUCUGUGGUGUUUUUCCGGUGGGUGGGCCGGGCACAUAAGCCUACCCCUUAUGCGUGGAACCUGAUGGUGGAUUUGCUUGGCAGGAAUCAGCUUUUCGAUUGCAUGUGGGAUGCCAUUCGUUCUAUGAAGCAAGAAAAUGUAUUGUCAAUGGCGACUUUUGCUUCUGUUUUUGGGAGUUAUUGUGCAGCUGGUAGGUUUAAUGAAGCUAUAAUGAGCUUUGAAGUUAUGGAUAAGUAUGGUAUUCAGCAAGAUGUUGUUGCUGUGAAUUCGCUUUUGAGCGCUAUGUGUAGGGAGGAUAAUCAGACUAUAAGGGCAUUGGAGUUUUUUGAAAGGAUAAAAUCUAAGAUACCCCCAGAUGGUGAUACAUUUGCUAUUUUGUUGGAAGGGUGGGAGAAGGAAGGCAACCCUGCAAAAGCAAGGAUUACAUUUGACGAGAUGGUUGUUCGCAUUGGAUGGAGCCCAUCAAACGUACCUGCAUAUGAUGCGUUUUUGACCACACUUGUUCAAGCCUCGCAAAUAGAUGAGGCUCUCAAGUUCCUCAAUGUUAUGAAGGGGAAGGCUUGCAUCCCAGGUUUGAAAUUUUUCUCUAAUACUCUUGAUAUGCUUUGUAAGCAGAAUGAUUAUGUGAAUUCUGUCCCAUUGUGGGAUACAAUGCUGGACAGUGGGGUAGUGCCUAAUUUGAUUAUGUACAAUAGGAUGAUUAGCUUGCUUUGCAACAAGAGUGACAUUGACAAUGCAUUUCGGUUGCUUGAUGAGAUGGUCUUCAAUGGAGCUUUUCCAGAUAUUUUAACUUAUAAUAUGAUUUUUCAUCGUCUGAUAAAAGAUAAAAAGGUUUCCCAAGUAGGCAAGUUCUUCUGUGAGAUGAUCAAGAAUGAAAUGCCCCCCACUUAUCAUGAUUGCGCUGUAGCCAUCACAGUGUUGAUGGAUGGUGAUGAUCCUGAAAUGGCAAUUGAGAUAUGGAACUACAUGGUUGAGAACCAUGUUUUGCCCCUUGAGCUUGAUGAGAGCGCAAACAUGCUUCUCAUAGGCCUUUGUAAUUUGGGUAGGUUAUCGGAGGUGAGGAGGUUUGCAGAAGAUAUGCUUGAUAGAAAAAUUAAAAUAUAUGAAUCAACUAUGUCAAAGUUGAAGACUACCUUUUAUAAGGAGGGUACCAGUGCAAGGGACAGAUUUGAUAGCCUCUCAAGGAGAUGGAGACCUUCCUAGAUAUGAUUCUGUAAAUUCCUUUUUGAUCCAUCUAGUGAAGCUUUCAUUGUGGUAUAUCUGUUACAGUCAUUAAUGGAAAAGCUUUGUGGUGAGCAUAA
Messenger RNA from Hevea brasiliensis (rubber tree), 1642 nucleotides. Its product is annotated as pentatricopeptide repeat-containing protein At1g77360, mitochondrial. NCBI's taxonomy places the organism in Eukaryota, Viridiplantae, Streptophyta, Magnoliopsida, Malpighiales, Euphorbiaceae. The record is from RefSeq and is a predicted model, not a curated record. Bases 180 to 1544 code for a protein of 454 amino acids. Gene Ontology annotation, molecular function: protein binding. The transcript has a single exon.